AUGGUUUCAACGAUGAGCUGGUUGAGAGAUAUUUGCUCGAUAAAGAGCAUAAUAAUAUUUAUCUUUGGCUUUCUCGCUGGACAUUUAUUCCAAGGCUACCCGACAGUUCAGGAUAUAAAGCCGUCUCCUGUUGUCCAACAAGAAGAAACUGUCAGAGAUUUUCAUACCUUUGCAUAUGAUGCAGACACACCUGUCCAAGCGAAUUUUACGAAAGCUCUUAUUCCUCGGCAAGGGGGUGAUCUGAUUACCGCUCCGUUCAAUCCAGAAGAAACUUUUGGGAUAAAGCUUUUUGAAGAGAAGACUUGCAAAUGUGAAGGAAGAAAGAUACAUCCAAUUAAUGAAAUGCCAGAGAUUUUUGAGAAAGAAAAGAUUUCGGAGCUCUCUAAAUACAGAAACUACGAUUUCACAAAAUGGCGGCAGAACAACUUCCACCAACUUGUUGAUCCUCGUCUUCUAAUAUCACGUGCUCACAAUCCGCUAGAAUUCGUCGCUUCCGGAUACGAAAUUUCUCCCUUUGAUUCUCUCAACGUUCACUUGAAACUUCACGUAGCGCCAGAAGAGAAAAUGACGCUGGCAAUCACGACUUUAUCUGGAGAAUUUCCGACUCUGGAAGGUUUGAGACAAGUGAAAAAGAUUGAAGCGAAGAGUGGCGAGACGCAUUACUCCGUUGGAAUGACCAGUGCAAGAAUGAUCAAUCAGCUUUUCGAAAAUUUGGUUUAUUCUUCUCGGCAAUAUGAUGCACGGCCAUUUAUGGACUACGUUACAGUAACGAUAGAAGGAGACGUUGAAGCGUUCGCUUCAUUUCCAAUUCAGAUCCGCAUCAAACCUCCGCCCGUGCUUAUCUACCGCGAGGGAAAUGAGUUCCAGCAUCGCGUUACCUUUUUGACGAAAACGUUUCUCCGCUACCCUUGCAUGUACAGACUGAUCGACUCAAUUCUAGAGCAAUAUCCUGGCGUCACAAUUAUCGUUACUGAUGAUAAUCCGAAGGAGUAUUAUCAAGAUAUCGACGUGAAAAAAUAUCCAACAGUGAAGCAAUAUAAAAUGCCGCUAGAAGAGGGUUUCUUUGCUGGAAGAGCUCUCGCAGUCAGUCAGGUUAAAACAGAAUACUUUGUCUGGAUGGAUGACGAUUUUUUCCUCGACGAAAACAGCAAUAUCAAAUACAUGAUGGACUUUUUGGACGAGACUGGUUUCGACCUCGUCUUCGGCUCCAUCAACAAAAAAGAACAGAUCAAAUGGGAAGAAGCGAAUAAACUCGUCUUGGAACCAGCAAAUGAUGGAUUUUGCUUCAAGCGCGAACCACUGCCAAAUACUAUCCCAGUCAAGGGGUACGAGGAUGACUGCAUCGUUGUUCAAAUUGCAAGGAAUUUCUUCAUGGGAAGGACUCUCACAGCGGGUUCUGUGAGACACGAUCCGGUAUUUGGACAGCGCGGACAUCGUGAGUACUUCCUUGACGGAAUGGGAAAACUGCGCGCUGCUUGGUGCGGAACGCCAAGGACGAUGCACGACCACGCUUGCUUGAGAGGCAGGGAUGACUUUGCCGACGAGUACAAAGAGAAACGCGCUGGCGGCAAAGAGUCCAGGGAGAAGAAGGACUUCAACGUUCAAAUUCACGCGUACUGGUGGUACAGAUCAAUGGCCGAAUGCAUGGCCGAACCUUAG
Oikopleura dioica is the source of this 1659-nucleotide messenger RNA. NCBI's taxonomy places the organism in Eukaryota, Metazoa, Chordata, Appendicularia, Copelata, Oikopleuridae. The record is from the annotation of a GenBank genome assembly.